UAUCUCCUAGAGAGAGAAAACAAAAACAACAGAGUUUUAGAGAGAGAAAACAAUUUAGAGAGAGAGAAAAAACUCAAAUAACACCAUCAUCCUCUUGCUCCCCUCCAAAAAAAACACAAAAACCCAGAAAUUUAGGGUUUUUGAAUACAAAUCACACAGAACUUAAAAUUAGGGUUUGCGAUUUUCUAAUUUCUGGAAAAAAAGGGGGAAUUUUUUGAAUUAAAUUUUGUUAAAAUUUUAAUUUAUGAGAGUAUUUUUUUUGUAGUUUAAAUUUGUCAGCAAAUUAGUUAAUAGUUGAAUGGACGAGAUCUGGGAGAGGGCGGUGGAAACGGCGCUAGACGGCCAAACUGAUAACGGUUCAACGAAAAGCCUAACCCUAGACGGUGCUGUUAAGUGUCUUCACGGCCGUUUACCAGCACCGUCAGUUCUAGAGAAGUUCCAGAACCUUCAGCAUCUUUCUCUUGCUAGUAUAGGUGUGUCAUCGCUUGAGCAGUUUCCUCGUCUUGGAAGUCUCCAGAAGCUGAUACUAUCGGAUAAUCGAAUCGCUUCGGGUCUGGAGUAUUUAGUCGGGUCGGGUCUUGAUUCGCUUCGAGACCUUGAUUUGUCGAAUAAUCGCAUUCAGUAUAUUGAGGAUCUUGCGCCAUUAGCUCAGUUGAAGCUGGUGUCGCUUGAUUUGUAUGAGUGUCCUGUUACUAGGAUUAAGGAUUAUAGGGCUAGGGUUUUUGGGUUGAUUAAGUCGUUGAAGUAUUUGGAUAAGAUGGAUGCAGAGGAGAAUGAGCGGCUUGAGAGUGAUGAUGAGGAAGAGGAGGAAGAAGAUGAGGAGGAAGAGGAUGAUCCUGGGAGUGGGGAAGUUGAUGGGGAUGGAGAUGGGGACGGCGUCGGUACGAGUUAUACGGUGGCGAAUGGGCAUAGUAGCGGCGGCGAUGGGAUUGUUGAUGUGGAUGAGCAUGAGGAAAGCGACGCCGACGAGGAGGAGGCGGAGAUGGAGGUGGCGAGGAGAGAGAAUGGUGGUGGGGGGUUGUUGCAUCAUGGUAUAGAGAAUGGGUUUAGAGUAGAGGCGGCUGGGGAGGUGGAUGGUGGUGAUGACGACGAUGAUGAUGGUGAGGGUGAGGAUGAAGAAGAUGUGGAGGAGAUUGAUGAGGAUGAUGCAGAGGAGGAGGAAGAUGUGGUUGAGGUUCAUGAUAUUGUAGAUAGUGAUGAUGAUGAUGUUGAUGAGGAGUUUGAAGAAGAUGAUGACGAUGACGACGACGAUGAUGAUGAAGAGGAUGAAGUUGAGGAGGUGGAUAAUGAUGAGGUUAAUGUUGUUGAGCCAGAGAGUACUACUGGUAGAUUGAUUAGCACAGAUGGAGAGAUUGAUGCCCAUGAACAAGGGGAAGAUGAGGAUGAUGAAGAUGAUAAUGGUGAGACUGGAGAAGAGGAGUUGGAUGUUGAAGAUGAAGGAGAUUCAGAUUCAGAUGAUGAUGAUGAUGAUGAUGAGGGUGAGGAUGAGGAAGAAGAAGAAGAGGGAGAAGAAGGCUACUUGGUUCAACGAGUUAGACAGCCAAUAUUAGAAGAAGAUGCAGAAAACAGUGACGUGGAAGCCAUCAACGAGGGAGAUGAUGAUGAUGAAGCUGUUGAAGGCGAAGAAGUUGAAGAUGACGAAGAUGAUCUUGGAGAAGGGCAAGUCAUGGCACCACCAUCUUCUUCUGAAACAACAACAAAGAGAAAGAGAGAUGAUAAUGAUGACGACGCUGUUAUCAACAACGACGAUGAUGAUGAUUCCGAUUCUGAUUCUGAUGAUGCAGAAAGGAGGCCAUCCUCGAAGAAACGUCCAUGAAAAAAAGGGGAAAAAAAAAGAUUUUGCUGGUAGGUUCGUUCAUGGUGAUUGAGAACCUUAAAAUGUAUAUGUCAAUUGGUAGGCAGAAGUUUUAAACAGAGGUUUUUAGACUAUUUUCGUUGGAAAAACAGAGUAUAUUUUAGGAGGGAAAACUCAGAAAAACUAUCUGGUUCUUUUUUUCGAAAUGGAUGUUUAAAAAGUGGUUAGUAAUGGGUUCUUUGCCCCCCUUUUCCCUUCAAUGAAAUAGCCGUUAGUUUGGGUUA
Molecule: messenger RNA, 2079 nt
Organism: Spinacia oleracea (spinach)
Lineage: Eukaryota; Viridiplantae; Streptophyta; Magnoliopsida; Caryophyllales; Amaranthaceae
Product: acidic leucine-rich nuclear phosphoprotein 32-related protein
Exons: 2
Coding region: 299-1816 (505 amino acids)
Cellular component (GO): nucleus
Molecular function (GO): histone binding
Source: RefSeq, a predicted model, not a curated record